Molecule: messenger RNA, 1200 nt
Organism: Saccostrea cuccullata (small rock oyster)
Lineage: Eukaryota; Metazoa; Mollusca; Bivalvia; Ostreida; Ostreidae
Product: ankyrin repeat domain-containing protein 50-like
Exons: 4
Coding region: 1-1200 (399 amino acids)
Molecular function (GO): protein binding
Source: RefSeq, a predicted model, not a curated record
AUGAAUUCAAAUUCAAAGGAUGGAAAUGGCAACACUUCAUUAUGUCUUUCUCUUAGAACAAAUGCAGAGGACUUCCGAAAGUUACUAGUAGCAGGAGCUGAUCCGUUUUCUAAAGAAGAAAAUAUAUUAGAGAAAUGUGUCAUGUUGGAUGAUCUUUCCUUUCUUAACGUGCUGCUUCAGGAGCAAGGAACAACAUUUAUAUGCAAUAGUCUCUUUUCCAAAUUUUGGGAGCGACAAAAUGGUGUUACGUUUUUAAGAAACAGAUCUCUCAUCGCAGCUGUGACAUUACAGAUGUUAAGUUCACCCAAGGAGCUUAACGUAAAUGUAAUAAAUCGCCUAAGGACAACACCUCUUCUCUACUUUUGUGAACAAAAUGAAGAUGUGGUUGUAGAGAGGCUGCUAGAAAGGGGAGCAGAUGUUAAUAUCAUAGACAAUCAUGGACGGACAGCACUGCAUACAGUACUUCACUCGGAGGAUAAAAAUGUUAGAUAUCAUAUUCUUUCGCUAUUAAUGAAGAAGAAUCCCGAUUUGAACAUUAAAGAUGCAUCUGGGAUGACAGUUUUUCAAAGAGCAAUGGAGGAAUACGAAGGAUACCUUUGCAAUAGGCGCACCGAUUUCAAAUGGUUAUCAGUUUUUAUGAAAGAGGCGUUACUUGCAGGAGAAAUUUGCGGAAAGUCUCGUUUAAAUUUCUUGCUUGUAUUAGCAUCUCACAGAAAACAUUUUAAUUUUAUGACCAUUUUGGUUGACAAAGGUGCAGAUUUGUCAGUCAAAGAGUAUCAAAGUGGAAUUUUACAUCUAUGCUGGUCACGCAAGUUCCAUGAUGAAGAGAGACAGAACGAGUCUUAUAAAGAAUUUCUGGAUUUCCUGCUGAUAUUUAAAAAACACGGUGGAAAAUUGGAUGACGUGGACAGAAAUGGGAACACGCCACUUUUGUUGUUUUUGAAGCAUGGACUUAACGACUUCGACGACAAUCAGGAUAAACUUGUGGAUCUGAUAGAUGAGAUAGUGUCACUUCUUGCUUGUGACGGAUCGACAGUAAGAAAACGGGAUAAGACAGGAUUAUCAGCUAUACAAAUUGUCUCAUCAAAAGGAUGGUUAAGCACAAUGAAAAUCCUUGUACAAAAGGGGGCCAACAUUUCCGAAAAGGAUGACAAACAAAAUACACGUCGUCAUCUUUGCCUCAUGGGAGGUAUAUUUUGA